GUCCAUGUUAGGUACCGUUUCCUUUGCCAGCAACUACGUUGAUGAGGCGCUGAAGGAAGGGAAUUGGAGCUGCCUUUAUUUGAUAUGGGGACAAUUGCCGCAGCAACCAACGACUUCUCUAUCCAAAACAAGCUUGGAGAAGGUGGCUUUGGGCCCGUCUACAAGGGCAAACUGAGAGAUGAACAAGAGAUAGCUGUGAAGAGGCUUGCAAAGACUUCGGUGCAAGGCCUCGAUGAGUUCAAGAAUGAGGUAAUGCUCAUUGCCAGGCUUCAGCAUCGGAAUCUUGUACGGCUUCUUGGUUGCUGCAUUCAAGGAGAGGAAAGGAUGCUGCUCUAUGAAUACAUGCCUAACAGAAGCCUGGAUGCCUUUCUGUUUGAUAAAGCUAAAGCUGCACUGCUCGAUUGGCGAAUCCGCUAUAACAUCAUACUAGGGAUUGCUCGUGGAAUUCUCUAUCUUCAUCAAGAUCCAGAUUUAGAUAUCCACAGAGAUCUCAAGGCUAGCAACAUUCUUCUCGACAAAGAAAUGAACCCCAAAAUAUCGGACUUUGGCAUGGCAAGAAUAUUUGGAGGGGAUGAGACAGAAGUAAAUACACGCCGAGUAGUUGGCACCUAUGGAUACAUGUCUCCUGAGUAUGUCAUGGAUGGUAUCUUCUCUGUGAAAUCCGACGUAUUUAGCUUCGGUGUUUUAGUACUUGAAAUCAUAAGCGGCAAGAAGAACAGAGGGGUUUACACCUCUCAUCACCGCGUAAAUCUUCUAGGCCAUGCAUGGAGUUUAUGGAAAGAAGGUAAUGGCUUGGAGUUGGUGGACGAAUCAAUAGUUCACUCGUUUCCAAUGGGUGAAGCGUUGAGGUGUAUAAAGGUGGGUCUCUUGUGUGUUCAAGAACACCCAGAGGACAGGCCAACAAUGUCCUCUCUGGUGUUCAUGUUGGGCAGUGAAAGCGCCUCUCUCCCUGACCCUAAACAGCCUGGUUUUGUUGCAACGAAAGGCCACUUGGAAACUUAUUCAUCAUCAAGCAAGACAGACUCAUUAACUGUAAAUGGCUUAUCAGUUACAAUACUUGAAGGCCGAUAGUAAAUGCCAGAGCAAAUGCAACCACAAGAAAUUGUAAAUUUUCUACUGUGGAUUGGUAGAGAGGAUGCCAACCAACUAGUUAUCUUAAAA
This is a messenger RNA of Phoenix dactylifera (date palm), 1161 nucleotides long. The record is from RefSeq and is a predicted model, not a curated record. Lineage: Eukaryota; Viridiplantae; Streptophyta; Magnoliopsida; Arecales; Arecaceae.